CGGCCUGUCCGAAGACCGAACUCGUAACAGAGAGACCUGAGGGGAAAAAAAAUCGCAACAGAGAAACCAAGCUGCCUGUUUGGGUAUUCUGAACGGCGAUUGCGGGUACCUUUAUGACUCUAUCUCUUCUCCCCUCUUCAUUGCAGCUUUUAAGUUAGUCGGAGAAAAGUUUCCAGCAGCAGACUGACGCGAAAUAAGUAGAAGGUCAGCCAAAAAAUGAGCUCCGUAGAAGAGGGUAAUGAUAGGGCUGAAAAAGGGAAGAUUAAGAGGGAGAAAAGAAUGUUGAUUGAAACUAUGAAUGCUGAAGAAGAAAGAGGGAACAAAAAGGUGGGUAAACAUACAAAUAAGAAGAAAAAGAUGAUGCUAAUGGAAACAACGGAUUUGGUGGAACAACAGAAAUCUGUCGAGGAAGAUACUUCAAAUGAGGGAAAUGCAGUGACUGAAAACGGGGAAAAGGAAGAAGAAAAACAACUUUUAAUGGCCGAGUGUGAUGGGAAAGAAGAGAUAAAUGGAGUGGGUCCUCUGGGAGAGAAGAAUCAAGAAUUGGAUGAUGGAAAGGCUGAUGUUAGAAAACACAGAAAGAAGAAGCGGUUGCUGGAAGAAGCGGCUAAGGCUGAUAGGCGAGGAGUUUGCUAUUUGAGUCGCAUUCCUCCCCAAAUGGAUCGUGUGAAGCUUCGUCAUAUUCUAUCCCAAUAUGGAGAAAUACAGAGGAUCUAUCUUGCACCUGAAGAUAUUACUGCUAAAGUGCGUCGUAAAAAAUCUGGUGGGUUUCGUGGACAAGAAUUUUCUGAAGGGUGGGUUGAAUUUACCAAUAAAAGUGUUGCUAAGAGGGUUGCUAAUAUGUUGAACGGGGAACAAAUAGGUGGAAAGAAAAGGUCACAGUUCUAUUUUGACCUUUGGAAUAUCAAGUACUUGAGUAAAUUCAAGUGGGAUGAUCUUACUGAAGAGAUUGCUUACAAGAAUGCCAUUAGGGAGCAGAAAUUAGCUUUAGAAAUAUCAGCAGCCAAUAGAGAGAGGAACUUCUACCUCGCUAAAGUUGAUCAAUCCCGAGCUUUGAGUUCUAUAGAGGAACGAUUGAAGAAGAAACAAAAAUUCCCACAGGAGUCGGGAGACAAUCUUCAACACCCUCCUAGUCCGAAGGUGCCCAAGGUGAUUCGUCAAUUCCCACAGAAUAAACCAGUUUCCGAUGAUGCAACACAAAACAAACCUCGACUCUCUAAAGAGAUCCUGGCUGGGGUGUUUGGUGGUUCUUAGCUUUCAAGCUCAAGUUGUGGAGCCCGUGGUCAAGUUGAAGAGCCAAAAUUUAAGCAACUGUACAAUUUAACUCUGUGUGGUUUUACAUUUGUGUCUUCUGCACUACUGUUGAUAGGUCGAGCUCCUCAAUUUUGAUGAUCGUACUGCGCAGUUUUUAUUGUUGUUUUAUGUUUGAAAUUGACCUUGAUAAUGAAAAAAGCUGUAUGCCUUAGUUGUGAA
Messenger RNA from Tripterygium wilfordii, 1473 nucleotides. RefSeq names its product pre-rRNA-processing protein ESF2. Bases 217 to 1254 code for a protein of 345 amino acids. The transcript is spliced from 8 exons. Lineage: Eukaryota; Viridiplantae; Streptophyta; Magnoliopsida; Celastrales; Celastraceae. The record is from RefSeq and is a predicted model, not a curated record. Gene Ontology annotation, biological process: endonucleolytic cleavage to generate mature 5'-end of SSU-rRNA from (SSU-rRNA, 5.8S rRNA, LSU-rRNA); endonucleolytic cleavage in ITS1 to separate SSU-rRNA from 5.8S rRNA and LSU-rRNA from tricistronic rRNA transcript (SSU-rRNA, 5.8S rRNA, LSU-rRNA); endonucleolytic cleavage in 5'-ETS of tricistronic rRNA transcript (SSU-rRNA, 5.8S rRNA, LSU-rRNA). Gene Ontology annotation, cellular component: nucleolus. Gene Ontology annotation, molecular function: RNA binding.